AGACCUGUAAAACGUGUUCGAUAGGUGUUUGGUAGCGUGUUAUGAUGGAAAGCAGGCCCGUGAAGAAGAGACUAAUGCUGGCCAGAUAUAAUGCAGAUUUGUAUUUUUAAGACAUAAUAAACAUCUUAUGUGGUAGACUAAUCAUCCGUGAUCAUGGAGAUGGAUAGCGCAGACCUUAUGAGCAGUCUUCAACUGCACAAUGACUUCUUCAAGAGUAUGACUGAUCUGAUACCUGCUAGGUAUUACUUUGAGCAAGAAACCAAGCAAGGCCCGGCAGGCACCGGCAAGUUCCACCACAAUGCAAAAGAGAAAGCUCCCAAACAGCAACUCAAGGACAAGUCUAAAAAGAAGACCAGCAACAAACGACAGCGCUUGGACCCCGACAAGCAGCGCAGUGUGACCCAGAUCCAGGAGGGGAUGGACAAAGGUCAAAUCUCGGGGAAAGACGGGGUGGCGACCUCUAGCCGGUUGUGGAGAGAGAAGUCGGAGGACGAGUCCGAGAGCGACGCCGUGGGAACGGGACUAGAAGACCUUUCUGAUGACAGUGGUGCUGAAGAUGACUCAAAAUCACCAGCUGUCUCGUCGCGGAUAAAACCCAUGAGUGUUGAAUCUGUUUCAAGUGGUGCCACUAUCGAUGAACUCAGAGAAAAGGUUCAAAAGAGAAUCGAAGAACUUCGAACAAAACGAAAAGCCAGGGCUCCAUUGAUGGAGGAUAUGGUACCUAAGAAAAUUGCUCGGAAAGAAGCGGAAAAGGAGAAGAAGAAGAAAGCAGAAGCUUAUAAAGCAAUUAAAGCUUCUAAAGCACAGUUAGAAGUUUCAGAGAAAGCCAAACAGAAACAGAUGGUUAAUGGAGACAUUCACAAUGACAGUAAUGAUUCUGGCGAUGACGGUACCACCCCUCAAAGAACUAAAAAGAGCGACAAGAAAUCCGCCAAGGGUGGAAAAGGGGGGCAGAAAGUGGCCGGCGGGGACGACGAGGCGGCCGUGCGGUUCAGUCAGUUUGACUUUGCGGAGAGCGAGCGGGAGCAGCCGAAGAAGAAGAAGAGGAAGAAGUUGACGGAGCCGAGGAGUAACAAGGACUUUGGUCGGCUCCUGAAGAAGGCGGAGCUGAAGGAGCAGAAGAUGGCGGAGAUGAAGGAGAAGGAUCCAGACAAAGCCCAGGAGGUGGAGACGGAGGGCAAGUGGCAGACGGUCAUCGAUAAAGCUCAGGGAAUCAAGGUCAAGGACGAUGUGGAGCUCUUGAAGAAGUCGAUCAAGCGGAAGGAGCAGCGCAAGAAGGCGAGCAAGAAGCAGUGGGACGAGCGCAAGGCCAAGCUGGAGGAGAAGAUGAAGCACAAGGACGCCAAGAAGAGGACCAACAUCAAGGCCAAGACGGACGGCCGCAAGGCCAAGAAGGUCAAGCGGUUACAGCAGAAGGGCAAGCUCCUCCUGCAAGACUGAGGAUGAGACGGAGAAGUGCCUCUCAGAGUCGGAGGGACGGACACCAGGGGGCGUUUCACAAAACUUGCUUGCUCUAGUGAACAUAGGACAUGCAAAAGGGUAUUAUUGAACAAUCCUGGUGUCUGAACACACCCUCAAUGUCUAAUUAGACUGAUACCUUCCACAUGAGUUCCCCAGAAAGUCACGUUGAGCUUUGCCCAAAAACUUGAUCCACUACGGUAGUCCUUGAGUGUCUGUCCAGAAUAUCAAAACAAUUUCAUAUGAACCCCAGAGGGGCAAAGUUGGCACAUACAUAAAAUUCCAAUUUCGAGGAAAACAUGUUUAAAGUAUUGUUAGAGAGAAAUCUGCAAGACAACGGUCAAUUAAUGGCACAAGAGUACAUUCCUAAUAAUGUUAAUGAAAUCAGAUGAUGCACUGACCCGAUAUAUAUUAGUACAGUAAAUCUGUAUACAAAGACCACCUGUCUACAAAGACCACAUUUUUUGUUUCCCUUGAAAAUGUUUUCUCAUUGGAUCAUGUACUAUGGGAACCUGUACAUAAAGACCACCUGCCUAUAAGGACCACUUUUCUUGUCUCCCUUGGGUAGUCUUUAUAGACAGGUUUCACGGUAUAAUUAUGUGCAUCACAUUUUUCGACCAGAGGCUUGUAUAUAGACGGUACAGGGAAAUGGCUGGAGAAUGUUGGAUUCACUAGAUAUUAUUCGGAAGGAGAUGCUGGGAAGUUUGGGAAUACACAACUGUGAUGAGUAAUGGAAGGGGGACAAACCCCCACAAAAUCUUUCUUUUAAAGGUUAUGAUUGUAACACACGACAAUUCACGAUCUAUUUUCUUAGUUUUAUUUAAUGUAUCUUAGUUUCAAUUAAUAAUCAGUAUUACAUAUGGUCAAUUUCAAGCAUUACAUAAUGACAUUUUCAGAAGGGGAGCGGUAUGUUUGCGCACCCAAAAUUUCACUUGAAAUUUUGACAAGAAUUUUCUCUUGUAUUCUCCUAAUGCCUGAUCUCAUCUCGUUCCUUACACUCUGGAGAGUUAGCGUGCCGAAAAUGUAAAAAAAGUUAAGUGAUAACAGUGGAACAGUGUCAUUUUCAAAAGAAAAGGCGUCAUUUUGAAAUUGCAAAAACAAGGAUUCUCAUGUCUGCGCACUCGCGUUCAAUAAAACAAAAUAUAGGAACCGACAAUAUUCUGGAUUUCCCUCAUGCCAUUAUAUUUCAAUCUCUGCCUGUGGCCUAGGUGAAACAUAACAUUGCUCGGGAAAUUCUAGAUCAUUUGUCGGUUCCUAUUAUUUUAUAAUAUAGAACGUCAGAGCAUGCAGUAUUUGUAUAAAAUUGCACUCACUCUAUUAAGCAUAUUGGAUGAGUUGGAAGAUUUGCAUUGUAUCGUCAAAGAAAACAUGACAAGGCUACAUGUAUAUAUGUGUCACACAGAAGAGAAUCAAUUUAAAUCGAGUAAAGAAAUUUCAUGAAUCUUAUUUUUCUCUCUAUUUCUCUCCUAUUUCAAUGUCUUGCAGUUAAUUUUCAAAUCUAUUUGCAAGGGGUGGCGGGAUGUUAUACUUUACUUAAAGACUAAGUUAAGUUCUGGGCAUGCUAUGAGGUUUCGGAAUCAUCAAAAUAACAAGAAAUUGAUUCAGUCUUGCUACGCGUCACAUGCACAGUACACAGAAAUGUGUAUAUGGGACUACACAAACAUGUGGCAUGAAAGUUGUGGUCCUUGAUCUUUAGCUGUUACUUGUCAUAUUUUGAGUAUGAGGGCAUUUGAAAAGCCAUCGUUUUUAGUGGACAUCUUUUCUAUGAUACUCUUUCACAUAAUCUUUAAAAAGAAAAACACACAUUAUUUUCACCUUUUCCAGAACUCGACCUUCUCUUCAAAGUAAGGCAUGGCAAAGUGCUUAUCUUCUAAAUGUUGUGCAUACUCUACUUGAAUUUAGACGUACAAGUAAAACUACAUGUAUUUCAUACACUUUGAUAUUGCCUGUACAUCCAGGUAACUUUAUUAUAAAGCACAAGUUACAUCAAUAAUUCUGAUGAAAACAAUGUUUCCCAUCCCAGCUUUCAAAGUUGAUGUACAGUUUAUCGUAGGCCCUCAAAAACUCAUCAGAUUUCUUAGAUUUUAGAUGAUGAAUAGGAAGGUAUUAGCAAUUCAAAGCUGCUGUGAAUUUUUUCUCUCAAGUAAAAUAGUUUUAAAAAAUGAUUUCGAUACCAUCCUGGGAAGUAAAUUCUAAUGACGGCAACCCACACUACACAUAUGUGUGAAUCCUAUGAAGACUGUUCUUAUUUGUUACAGUCUAAAUCCAAGACCCAAUGGAGCAUAAAGAGUGUAUAUACCCAUUAAUAUCUAGCAUUCCUUGCUGAUAUUAACUACUUCAAUUCACCAGAAAUCAUGAAUAGAAUACCAUUCGAUCUUGUAUACCGGUAUAUUACAUGUAUAACUUUCGAUACAAGGAGAACAUCCUGUGGCUAUUUAACACGUUUCUUUCCCCCAUUUCAUUUUGCUACAAAACUUGUCUUGUUGUGAACAGUUUGAUCGCACACGAGUACAAAAUGACAGUUUGUAUAGAUCCAGGCAUGCCAAUUUUUUUUAAUGUAUGUCAACAGUAUUUUUCUCCUUUUAGUGAAUUGAAUUUCUUGUCAAUAUUCUGAAUUUAAAGCAAAUUUUAAUUUUCCAUGUACAGUAUGUUGUCAAGAUCACCGAUCAUGCUUCUGAUUAUUUCUGUAUGAUUUAUGCGAAUGAAAUCGGUGAGAUCAGCGUGAAAAGGAAAUUGAGCAAAAAUGAAAAAUAUUGUGCCAAGAGUUGAACAUUUUAAUUUGUAAUAAAAAUUCUUGUACUCAACUGAA
Molecule: messenger RNA, 4267 nt
Organism: Strongylocentrotus purpuratus (purple sea urchin)
Lineage: Eukaryota; Metazoa; Echinodermata; Echinoidea; Camarodonta; Strongylocentrotidae
Product: surfeit locus protein 6 homolog
Exons: 5
Coding region: 154-1440 (428 amino acids)
Biological process (GO): ribosomal large subunit biogenesis; ribosomal small subunit biogenesis
Cellular component (GO): nucleolus
Molecular function (GO): RNA binding; DNA binding
Source: RefSeq, a predicted model, not a curated record